UCGAAGGCUGGUCUGUGCUCAGUGUUCUCGUGGUGAUGCAAGUCGGCUCUCUCCUCCAGCCGUUGGGUCCCUCCCAUCACACAGCACCUCACAGGUCUCUUCCCCGAGCAGUGCAUUGCUGGAACGAAGAGCAGCUCACGAAUCAGCUGCAGGUCCCCGUUUUGAAAAGCAGAGAUACAGAGAGGCAAAGGAAAAGGGUGGACUCCUGUGACCUGGUCUCAGAGCAAGACAAUCACCAGCUGAAUUCCAGAAGCCCUGUUCAUGUUUGAGGAUAUUUUUUCGACUGCAUGGAAUCAGAGAGAAGCCAAAGGAUGGGAAAUGCCUGCAUCCCCCUGAAAAGAAUUGCUUAUUUCCUAUGUCUCUUAUCUGCGCUUUUGCUGACUGAGGGGAAGAAACCAGCGAAGCCAAAAUGCCCUGCCGUGUGUACUUGUACCAAAGAUAAUGCUUUAUGUGAGAAUGCCAGAUCCAUUCCACGCACCGUUCCUCCUGAUGUUAUCUCAUUAUCCUUUGUGAGAUCUGGUUUUACUGAAAUCUCAGAAGGGAGUUUUUUAUUCACACCAUCGCUGCAGCUCUUAUUAUUCACAUCGAACUCCUUUGAUGUGAUCAGUGAUGAUGCUUUUAUUGGUCUGCCACAUCUAGAGUAUUUAUUCAUAGAAAACAACAACAUCAAGUCCAUUUCAAGACAUACUUUCCGGGGACUAAAGUCUUUAAUUCACCUGAGCCUUGCAAACAACAAUCUCCAGACACUCCCAAAAGAUAUUUUCAAAGGCCUGGAUUCUUUAACGAAUGUGGACCUGAGAGGGAAUUCAUUUAAUUGUGACUGUAAACUGAAGUGGCUGGUGGAAUGGCUAGGCCACACUAAUGCUACUGUUGAAGACAUCUACUGCGAAGGCCCCCCAGAACACAAGAAACGCAAAAUCAAUAGUCUCUCCCCUAAGGAUUUUGAUUGCAUCAUUACAGAAUUUGCAAAGUCUCAAGACCUGCCUUAUCAAUCACUGUCUAUAGAUACUUUUUCUUAUAUGAAUGAUGAGUAUGUAGUCAUUGCUCAACCUUUUACUGGAAAGUGCAUUUUCCUCGAAUGGGACCAUGUAGAAAAGACCUUCCGGAAUUAUGACAACAUUACGGGCACGUCCACUGUAGUGUGCAAGCCUAUAGUCAUUGAAACUCAGCUCUAUGUUAUUGUGGCCCAGCUGUUUGGCGGCUCUCACAUCUAUAAGCGAGACAGUUUUGCAAAUAAAUUUAUAAAAAUCCAGGAUAUUGAAAUUCUCAAAAUCCGAAAACCCAAUGACAUUGAAACAUUCAAGAUUGAAAACAACUGGUACUUUGUUGUUGCUGACAGUUCAAAAGCUGGUUUUACUACCAUUUAUAAAUGGAAUGGAAAUGGAUUCUACUCCCAUCAAUCCUUACAUGCGUGGUACAGGGACACUGAUGUGGAAUAUCUAGAAAUAGCCAGAACACCUCAGACACUCAGAACGCCUCAUUUAAUCCUGUCUAGUAGUUCCCAGCGUCCUGUAAUUUAUCAGUGGAACAAAGCAACACAAUUAUUCACUAACCAAACUGACAUCCCUAACAUGGAGGAUGUAUAUGCUGUUAAGCACUUCUCAGUGAAAGGUGACGUGUACAUUUGCUUGACAAGAUUCAUUGGUGAUUCCAAAGUAAUGAAAUGGGGAGGAUCCUCAUUUCAGGAUAUUCAGAGGAUGCCAUCACGAGGAUCCAUGGUGUUCCAGCCUCUUCAGAUAAAUAACUAUCAAUAUGCAAUUCUUGGAAGUGAUUAUUCUUUUACUCAAGUAUAUAACUGGGAUGCAGAAAAAGCCAAAUUUGUGAAAUUUCAGGAAUUAAAUGUUCAGGCACCGAGAUCAUUCACGCAUGUGUCCAUUAAUAAGCGUAAUUUUCUUUUUGCUUCCAGUUUUAAGGGAAAUACACAGAUUUACAAACAUGUCAUAGUUGACUUAAGCGCAUGACACACCAAAUUCUGUGGCUGCCAUCAGAAACUUUCUACAGUACAUGAUCCGGAUGAACUCAAUGCAUGAUGACUCUUCUUAUCACACUUGCAAAUGAAUGCCUUUCAAACAUUGAGACUGCUAGAACCAAGCACUACCAGUAUCUCCAUCCUUAACUGUCCAGUCCAGUGGUGUGGGAAGUUACCUUUUAUAAGACAAAAUUGAAUUGUGUAACUGUUCUUUGCAGUGAAGAUGUGUAAAUAAGUGUUUAAUGGUAUCUGUUACUCCAAAAAGAAAUAUUAAUAUGUACUUUUCCAUUUAUUUAUUCAUGUGUUCCGAAACAACUGCCA
This is a messenger RNA of Suricata suricatta (meerkat), 2290 nucleotides long. It is a transcript of the gene LGI1, whose product is annotated as leucine rich glioma inactivated 1. The transcript is spliced from 8 exons. The coding region runs from base 288 to 1961 and encodes 557 amino acids. The record is from RefSeq and is a predicted model, not a curated record. NCBI's taxonomy places the organism in Eukaryota, Metazoa, Chordata, Mammalia, Carnivora, Herpestidae. Gene Ontology annotation, molecular function: protein binding.